Molecule: messenger RNA, 1395 nt
Organism: Sporothrix schenckii 1099-18
Lineage: Eukaryota; Fungi; Ascomycota; Sordariomycetes; Ophiostomatales; Ophiostomataceae
Product: histone-binding protein RBBP4
Exons: 4
Coding region: 1-1395 (464 amino acids)
Biological process (GO): regulation of gene expression
Cellular component (GO): nucleus; Rpd3L complex; cytoplasm
Molecular function (GO): histone binding
Source: RefSeq, a predicted model, not a curated record
AUGGGCCCCCAAGGCGCACAGGUCUCAGACGACGUGGAUGUGGACAUGCAGAACGAUGAGGGCAUCAGCAUUGAUCAGGAGCAGCGGGUGAUCAACGAAGAGUACAAGACGUGGAAGAAGAACAGUCCAUUCCUUUACGACAUGAUCCUGAGCAAUGCUCUACCAUGGCCGACUCUGACGACACAGUGGUUUCCCGACGUCAAGGUGCUCGAGGAGAAGAAGUCGCGUGUCUACCGGUUGCUGCUCGGCACGCACACGUCCGAGGACCUGCCCAACUACCUGCAGAUCGCUGAGGUCUCGAUCCCGAUGCUGAGCGAGCCAAACGUGAACGACUAUGACGAGGAGCGCGGCGAGAUUGGCGGCUACGGCAACAAGGGCUCCAGCGGAGCCAACAGCGGCAGCGGUAGCGGCAGCGGCAGCAACGGCGCAGGCGGCAGCAACGGUGCGGCACCGUCCAUCAGCUUCAACAUUGUCCAGCGCAUCGACCACCCGCAGGAGGUCAACAAGGCGCGCUACCAGCCGCAGAACCCAGACAUUCUGGCGACGCUCUGCGUCGACGGCCGCGUCCUCAUCUUCGACCGCACCAAGCACAGCUUGACGCCCUCGGGCACCGUGAACCCGCAGUUUGAGCUGGUAGGCCACAAGCAGGAGGGCUUUGGCCUGGCGUGGAACCCACACGAGGCCGGCUGCCUGGCGUCCGGCAGCGAGGACACCACUGUGUGCCUCUGGGACCUCAAGCAGGCCACGGCCGGCAGCAAGACCAUCAAGCCCGCACGGCGCUUCACCCACCACAAGAACAUUGUCAACGACGUGCAGUACCACCCAAUCAGCAAGAGCUUCCUGGGCAGUGUGUCGGACGACAUGACCCUGCAGGUGGUCGACAUUCGGCAGGCGACGAGCGAUAAGGCGGCUCUGGUGGCACGCGACGGGCACACGGACGCGAUCAACGCGCUCGCCUUCAACCCGACCAGCGAGUACAUUGUGGCCACGGCGUCGGCGGACAAGACGAUCGGCCUGUGGGAUCUGCGCAACGUGCGCGAGAAGGUGCACACCCUCGAGGGCCACAACGACGCCGUCACGUCGCUGGCGUGGCACCCGCACGAGGCUGCCAUUCUGGGUAGCGGCUCGUACGACCGCCGCAUCAUCUUCUGGGACCUCAGCCGCGUCGGUGAGGAGCAGCUGCCUGACGAUCAGGAGGACGGUCCCCCGGAGCUGCUGUUCAUGCACGGCGGCCACACGAACCACCUUGCCGACUUCAGCUGGAAUCCCAACCCGGCCGACUCGUGGCUGGUCUGCAGCGCCGCCGAGGACAACCUACUGCAGAUCUGGAAGGUUGCCGACUCGAUUGUCGGCCGCGACGACGCGGACCUGCCCGUGGAUGAGAUGGACCGCUAG